Messenger RNA from Ostreobium quekettii, 1296 nucleotides. Lineage: Eukaryota; Viridiplantae; Chlorophyta; Ulvophyceae; Bryopsidales; Ostreobiaceae. The record is from the annotation of a GenBank genome assembly.
AUGGGGAUCUGCCUCAGCGCCGAGGCGGGGGAGGUGCCGCGAGCGGCCGAGCUCGGGCUGCCGCGCAACUUCACGGUGUUCAAGGAGCUGGGGGCGGGCGGGGAGGGGCGGACGUACCUCGUGCGGGAGAGGCUGGGCAACGGCAGGUCGGAGCUGUUCGCGGCAAAGGUGGCACCGCGCGGGGCAGGGCUUGACGUCGGCUACCUCCUGCAGGGGAUCAAGAAUCAAUGCGCCCUCAGUCACGUGAACAUUAUUCGGCUCCUGGAGGUGAUCUUGACGCACAGCCACGUGAUAAUCAAGCUGGAAUACGCGCAAGGAGGGGAGUUGUCGGAUUACAUCGCGAGGCAGCACGCCCAGUCCUCCAGCCAGCAGCUGUCAGAGGAGCAUGCACGCUUUCUGUUCAUGCAGAUGCUGGAUGCCGUUGCCCACUGCCAUGAACGGGGCAUCGUGCAUCGAGACAUCAAACUGUCGAAUGUGCUCCUCGAUAGCGGCAAGUGCCCAAGAGUCAAGGUUUGCGAUUUUGGUCUUUCAAGGGAAUUAUUCACUGGGGACUCCAGGUGUUGCCCCCCGGCGGGCACGCCGAUGUAUAUGCCGCCUGAAGUGUUGAAGAACGUCGUGCGUCGCGCCCAUACCCAACACGAUCCAGUGAAGUCAGACAUGUGGAGCCUGGGGGUCCUGCUGUUCACCAUGCUCCUUGGAAGGUUUCCCUUCGGCGCUCAGAAGCCCUUCGGCGGUCCGGCCCUCUCCCGCGGCGCCGGGCGCCUCACCCGCAGCCAGGGCAACAUCUCCGCCGGAGCCGCCGGCCCGCGAGACUUCCAGCGCUCCGACUUCCGCUUCCUGCUGCGCAACAUGGUCAAGGCGCACAGCUCCGACCUGAAGCGCCUGCGGUCCGAGACGUGGGGCACGCGCAAGCUGUCCCCGGACUGUCGCGACCUCAUGGACGGCCUGCUGGCCAUGGACCCCUCCAAGCGGCUCGGCCUGGCGGACGCCUUCGCCCACAAGUGGGUCAACGGCCCCCUGUUCCUGGAGCACGCUCAGACGAUCGCGCGCGGCAGGGAGGAGAUGGAGAAGAGGCAGGAUGAGGGCGAGGGGGUGAAGGGGGCCAAGGCGGGGCUCGAGGACGAUGCGGAGCUGGCGGCGAUUGCGGCGAUGGCCGCCGCGGUGGGAACGCCCGGGGACGAGCUGCUGCGCUGGACGCCGCCGCGCGAGAGGGCCGGCAGGGAGCAGGCCGGCGUGGCAGACGAGGAGCUGUUCGACCUGCCCGGCGGCCUAAGGGACCGGGCCAUCUCCAUCUGA